Messenger RNA from Eruca vesicaria subsp. sativa (arugula), 1889 nucleotides. Lineage: Eukaryota; Viridiplantae; Streptophyta; Magnoliopsida; Brassicales; Brassicaceae. The record is from the annotation of a GenBank genome assembly.
ACCAAGUCAGUGCCAGUGACUGCUCCAGUUGGAUAGGCAUCAAUUUAAUAUUUAUGUCUGAUUGUCACUGCCAACUUAUUAAUUAUACAUGUAGAGAUUAUAAGACCUCUGUCUAGGUCUUCUCAUGAUCUCAGGACCUCCGGGGAUGGAUUUUUUUAAUUCAAACAGAGAGAACAAGUAUGGCAAAAGAGCAGGAUUGUUCGGUCACAAAAGUGCUAGCAAGAGCAACCCUUCCAGCCCUCCUCAUCCCACCCAUGCUCCUCGAUCAUCUCCGCCUGUGACUCAUUUCGGCAUUAAAAGAUCUGAAUCAGAGCACGCGUUCCCGAUAUCCGAUGACCACACCACUCACUGGAAACAACAACAUCAUGCCUCUGAACGUGUCCACCAUCGACCUCCUGUGUACAGAUACAGCACUCCCGAGCGUCCUAGAGAGAAUGGUAAAGAAAGAGCGGAUGACAUGUCUUAUGAGCCUCAUGCUGACGUGACCCCAAGGAGCGACGCUUCUGUGAGCCCCUUUCGAUCUGCCAGAACUCACACGCCUGAUCGCCGUAGGAGGUCUACCGACUUUAGCAGAGAGUUCCAUGAGAGGAUGUAUGAGGCAGAGGCUAACGUGAGCCCCUUCCACCCCUCCAGAAGCCGCUCUCCAGCUCCCUACAACACGCAUGAUCAAGGGAGAGACCGCAGUAGAGAAAGGUACGAGGCAGAGGGCCAUUUGACUUCACGGAAGAGCGCUCCUUCAAGUCCCUUUCAUCCAUCCCGAAGCCCCCCACACACAAGAACAAUGCCUGUGAGAUACUACAAAGAGAAAGACCAUUUUGAGGGGAUGUACGAGGCGGAUGGAGAAGAUGAUACACCGCGUAGCAGCCCACCACCACCAUUCUACUCAUCCAGCGACGAGGAAGACAACCAUUCCACCUACCUCUUUCCAGAGAUUGCAACUGGACAUCGUUCCAGGGGAGUCUCAGGGAGCAGCACGCCGGUUCGCUACAAAUACCAGAUCACUGCGGCCGAAACAUACGAGCAAGACAGGCAGUUUGAGCCACCGGAGCUGCCUGACGAGUCUGAAAGCUUCACUAUGCAGGAGAUCACCAAAAUGCGCGGAAUUGAUAGCAGCUACGAGACAGGCAAGGAAGAAACACAGUUGGUGAUCUCCGAGGCUUACGUCUCCGUGGCCAGUUACAAGGUGCGGCAGAGUGUCUCCGCCACGCUCCAGACAAUCCUGGACAAACAAGGAGAUAUCGCUGCCUCCUCAAAGUUGCAAUCCAGUUCAACAAGGUCAUUUUACCUGGAAUCCCUAGCCACAGCAGUGAUUGAGCUGAAAUCGACAGCAUUGAGAGAUCUGACGAAGGCCCGCGUGGCCGAGAUCGAGGCGGUGGUGAAGGACAUGGACUCAGUCAAAAUCGACGUGUCUUGGCUCAAAACAGCAGUCAAAGAACUGGCCGAGGCGGUGGAGUGCUUUGGGCGGUACGACGUGGCCAAGAUGGAGAAAGAGGAGUGCAAUAGAGGCAUGAGAGAGAGGAAGGUGGAGAUGGAAGAGCUGAGGGAGGAGUUGAGGAAAAGGGAGAAAGAAACGAAGGAAUGUAGAGAGAGGGUGACGGCUAUGGCAGGUAGGCUGGGGAAGCUAGAGAUGAAAGAUUCGAGGGUGACAAAGAAUCUGGAGCUGUUCAAGAGCAAGGUCCAGAAAUUCGAAGGCGAAUAUGUCCUUGCAGAGGUCUAAAAUACGAUUUUUUUCUGUCUACAUCCAUCCGCGGGCAAAUUUGCUAUAAUAAAAAAUCUAUACUAUCUAUACUAUUAUUUGCGAAGUGAUUUUUCGCAAUGGAGCUCUCACGUUAAAAGUUGAAGCGGUUAAUAUCUAUUUUACCCUUAAUGAAUAAAAGAUAUAAAUCAGC